This is a messenger RNA of Synchiropus splendidus (mandarinfish), 2024 nucleotides long. It is a transcript of the gene ebag9, whose product is annotated as estrogen receptor binding site associated antigen 9. Bases 803 to 1444 code for a protein of 213 amino acids. NCBI's taxonomy places the organism in Eukaryota, Metazoa, Chordata, Actinopteri, Syngnathiformes, Callionymidae. Gene Ontology annotation, cellular component: secretory granule. The transcript has 7 exons. The record is from RefSeq and is a predicted model, not a curated record.
AACCUAAUAAUCACUUUCUCAGGCUUGUUGAAUUCAAUAAAUCGACUGUAAUUUUUGUAAUUACUGAUUUUCAUGCAUGUAAUUUAUAUUGCAAAAUAGCUGGAAAGUAUUUGUUUUCCUUAUUAUUUAUUGUCCUGAACUUUCAUGGCAAACUGUAUAGUGCCGAUAUGUUAAGUAAUGUUGCAAGGGCAUACAGAGUGAUAUACAUAACUUACGUUUCAUGCACGUUUGUCCAUGCCUCUUUGAUAUAUAAAUGCUUUUUAAUCUUAUUUUUGUGUAGUCGCGUAACUGAGCAUGCGCAAACCCUGUGAUCGAUGUUAUUUAUCCGAUAUAUUUUUUUUUACUUAAACUCGCAACUUGUAUAACACAUCUAUGAAAAAACCCUACUGCCAAUACUAAGGUAUGAUAAUAAAUGUUAUGCUAUGCAGCAAAAUGAUCCAACAGGAAACACAGUAAAUAAAAUAUUCCGACGGAUUUCAAGGAAUUGAAUGCAUCACAGGACAGUUCCGUGUUCGUGCUCCUCCCCGGCCAAAGAUGGCAGCCCUUGGACCGAUAUGAGCGGCGAUGCACAUUUGCGAGCUCUGACAUGUAACAGUGACCUGCGGUUGAUGUCUUUCACUGCUAUAUCUGAAUGAGCAGAGAUAUAAUAAGCCAUAUCUAAUGUGCGCUCUUUCGUAGACCCUUGCAGCACGUAGAACUAUGAUGUUUUCAGUCGGGCCGAGCUAGCAAGCUGCGGUUAGCAAAUAAAUGCACUUGGCUUAUAAUAGCAGUCGGUGUUUGCUCUUGUAAGUAUUACCACAUCAUGGCUGUCUCACAGUUCCGUCUUUUCAAGAUCUGCACCUGCAUAGCCACUUUGCUUUCCUUCUUCAAGAGGUUAAUAUGCAGGAGUGGUAGAGGAAGGAAGCUGAGUGGUGAUCAAAUAACCCUUCCAACAACUGUGGACUAUUCAGCAUCUGUACCAAAAUCGCCAGAGAUUGAGGAGUGGAGCUCCUGGGAUGAAGAGGCUCCCACAAGCAUAAAAAUCGAAGGAGGAAAUGGAAACGUUUCUCCUCCUCCUGAUGGACCAGACGAGGAACCUGACUACUUCAAAGACAUGGCACCCACCAUCAGGAAAACACAGAAAAUUGUGCUGAAGAAGCGGGAGCCUCUUAACUACCUUGUCCCGGAUGGAUCAGCCGGUUUUUCAAGUCGCCUGGCAGCUUCUCAGGAUAUUAUGACAUUCACCACACCAUCCACGGAGCUGGGAGAAAUGGACAACUGGCAGGAGGACAGAAAUGCCUGGGAGGAUGAGUCAGAUGCCGCCUGGGAGGCUGAGGAGGUGCUCAGACAGCAAAAGCUGGCUGAGAGGGAGAAGCGAUCUUUGGAGCAGCAGAGGAAGAAGAUGGAGAAGGAGGCGCAGAGGAUGAUGAAGAAGGAGCAGAAGAUGGCCGUCAAGCUUUCAUAACACUUCGGAAAAGCUCACUCACGAGCUCCGUGGAUGAGAGGGAAAGACACUGAAUCAGCCAUCGGUUUUCAAAGCCAUCAACCAAAUGUGGAUUCUCAUCCCAUGUCUUUCAGUUUUUGUUAGCACAGAUCGCUUUUCUCCACCAGCAGUGGUUUUAACCAGUCUCGGUCAGAAGGGAGAGUUUUCUUGCACAUAUCCUGUUUUACACUUUUUAAUUCAGUCGACUUGUACAAUCUGCUUAUUUGGAUUUAUCAUGCGCUUAUGUUUUACCAGAAAAGUCACCCACUAUUUGGAACUCAAUAGCAGGAAUCUUGUCUUGGUCUUAUUUAUUACUUCAGGAGAUAAAGGGGUGUAAUUAAGUCUGUUCACCAGUGACAUCCAUUGGUCUUUGGAAUUGUUUUUUUUUUAUACAUAUAUUUUUGACUUUCACUGUGAUUAAUUUCUUGUCCAGAGAUCUUGCUCUUUCUCACGAGUUCAUUGUUCUGUACAGCUUCUACUGAUCUGUAAAUCUACAUUAAAGUCAAGUGUGGCUAAAUAAUCUUGUGUCAUAUGCGAUUUUAAAAAUGAGCGACUGAAGUAA